Molecule: messenger RNA, 932 nt
Organism: Protopterus annectens (West African lungfish)
Lineage: Eukaryota; Metazoa; Chordata; Ceratodontiformes; Protopteridae
Gene: KRTCAP3
Product: keratinocyte associated protein 3
Exons: 7
Coding region: 150-932 (260 amino acids)
Source: RefSeq, a predicted model, not a curated record
CGCUCGGCAGGUAGGUGUGACGCCAUUGGGAGGAGUUAGGGAAGUCAUACAGACCUUUGAGGAAAACUAAGAAGAUGGAAUUAAAGUGAUGGGAUUAUCGUUGUGAAUUUACCAGUUUUUAAUAUAAACCCGAAGAUAAAAGGACUACAAUGUGUGGCUUCGACAAAGAAAAAGGUCCACGGCGUCUAAUGAGGAAGGGUAUUGCCUUAAUUUUUGUUGGACACAUCAACUUUGUUCUGGGAGCUAUAGUACAUGGCAAAGUUUUACGGCAUGUGUCUAAACCAGCAGAUUCCGUCACCACAGAGUACUGUGCUGCCAAUAUCAUCUCUGUUAUUUCUGGAUUAUUGAGUAUUACAACAGGAAUUGCAGCUAUUCUUGUGUCACGAAAUUUAACAAGUGCGAAACUACACUGGUGUUUGUUGAGUUUCUCUGUAUUAAAUUCAUUGGUGUCAACCAUGUGUUCACUUGGAUUGAUUUUGGCCAUCUCACUCACCAUUUCUAAUGGAGGCAAGAACCUUGUAUGGGGCUGCAACACCACAAUACUUCCUGCUGAAACCAGAGCAUCCAUCCUCAAUGAGUGUCCAUUUGAUACAACGCGCAUUUAUGAUACAACAUUGGCACUGUGGUUUCCUUCCAUGGUCAUGGCUGCUGUUGAGGCAGCUUUAUCUGUUUGGUGCUUAGUGGUGUCUCUGACCCUCCGUGGAAUUGGUCCAUGUGGCCAGCGCUAUCUCAGAGAGAAGUUGGAAGUGUUGCGGGAUGAUGUACCUAUAGAAAUGGUGAUGCGGAGUGAGCCAGAAAAUGGAAGUGUUUCCUGGGGAGACAUUAUGGAGAAGGUAUUAAAGGAGUAUGCCGAGACAAUCCUGAAGAAUGGUGAUCAGAGUCAAACACUGAUCCGUAGGUCACCACAGAAGCUGAAACCAGAUAAUAACUAG